AUGCGCAUUUUCGUACACGUACGGGAGAAGGUCAUUAAGUUAGAGUGCGGUGAUGGCACACAGAACGUAAUAUGGUUGGGCAACGCUGCCAUGGUGCACUACGACUCUUCGUUUGGUCAGAAAUAUGGUUCCCCGAAGUACAUACAAAAGGAGGGUGGCACCAUGUGUGAUCCGAAUGCGCGUGUUUGUGAUGUGUUGGACGAUAACCAACAUGUCUUCGCUGUGCUGGAUAACAUCGAGGAGGUUGUCACAGAUGCGUAG
This is a messenger RNA of Trypanosoma brucei brucei TREU927, 261 nucleotides long. RefSeq lists its product as hypothetical. The record is from RefSeq and is a predicted model, not a curated record. Bases 1 to 261 code for a protein of 86 amino acids. NCBI's taxonomy places the organism in Eukaryota, Euglenozoa, Kinetoplastea, Trypanosomatida, Trypanosomatidae. The transcript has a single exon.